AUGAGAGGGUUCUCCAAUCUCACUCGAAAGCAGCUGCGGAAACAGCAGAAGCUCGGACUAGAUAAACCUAUUGGGCAGGAGACGAAAUUGGUGGAGUCCGAUUGGAAAGAUGCAUGGACUGAGAACUUGCCGAAGUGGGCACAGAAAAGGAAGGAUUAUGUUGAUAGGAUCCGGGCCUUUGCGGUACACAUGAUACCUGUUUUGACAGAGGAUUCGAGCAAGACUCGAACGAAGACUGGACGAUAUUGGAUGCAAGACAAAAGCGACGACGAAAGCAAGCGGGGUAGAUUCCAUUUGGUGGAUUAA
This is a messenger RNA of Perkinsus marinus ATCC 50983, 306 nucleotides long. RefSeq lists its product as hypothetical. The coding region runs from base 1 to 306 and encodes 101 amino acids. The transcript has 3 exons. The record is from RefSeq and is a predicted model, not a curated record. Lineage: Eukaryota; Perkinsozoa; Perkinsida; Perkinsidae.